Cylas formicarius (sweet potato weevil) is the source of this 987-nucleotide messenger RNA. Its product is annotated as craniofacial development protein 2-like. The coding region runs from base 1 to 987 and encodes 328 amino acids. Lineage: Eukaryota; Metazoa; Arthropoda; Insecta; Coleoptera; Brentidae. The transcript has a single exon. The record is from RefSeq and is a predicted model, not a curated record. Gene Ontology annotation, biological process: chromatin remodeling. Gene Ontology annotation, molecular function: catalytic activity. Gene Ontology annotation, cellular component: nucleus.
AUGUUGGAAGCUCAAACACAAAUGGCCUCCAGUCCCGGGCAGACCUUAAAUGGUCAGGAGGUGCGAAGAAUCCCCCGGUUCCAGCUGGAUAAGAUAACGAAAAUAGCGACCUGGAAUGUUAGAACAUUAUUUGCAGCUGGAAGGCUCGAUAAUUUGAUUCAAGAAAUGGACAGAAUGAAGAUAGAGAUCCUUGGAGUAUGUGAGGUCCGAUGGCCUGGAAGUGGAAUGGUCAAAUCAGGAGGAAAAGUCUUCUACUACUCUGGUGACAAUGCUAAUCGUAAUCAACACGGUGUUGGUAUCUUGAUGAACAAGAAUCUGCAGAAAUCUAUGAAGUGCUUUGUCCCAAUCUCCGAGAGAGUGGCUCUCGUCCAGAUACUUGGCAAGCCUCUAAACAUCAAUAUUAUCCAGGUUUACGCUCCGACAGCAGACAAACCUGAACAAGAAGUCGAAGACUUCUAUAAACAAAUAGAUACGGCCUUGAAACUCACAAGGACUAAUGAAAUAAAUAUAAUUCUUGGAGAUUUUAAUGCCAAAGUUGGCAGGGGCAGGACGGGGUCAGUGGUUGGCGACUGGGGUUUGGGUGAGAGAAACAACAGGGGCGAAGGGCUGGUUCAGUACUGCGAGGAAAACAAUCUUAUGAUCGCAAACACAUGGUUCAAACUCCCGGCAAGACGACUAUACACCUGGAAAUCCCCACAAGACAAUAAUUAUCACGUUGUUCGAAAUCAAAUAGACUACAUCAUAAUUAACAGAAGGUUUCGAAAUUACAUCACCAAAAUUUCUACAAUGCCGGGUGCCGAUAUCGCAUCAGACCACAACUCGGUGUGCGCCAACAUUGUUCUACGUCUAGCCAAACCUAAGAGAAAGAGCCUUAGGAAGACAUUCGACCUACAAAAAUUAAAAGUUGAAAAAACAAGACUAUCAUAUGAGGACCAUCUUAAUAAAGAACUAGAAAACGUUGUCAACACCAACGACACUGACAGGUAG